Salvelinus namaycush (lake trout) is the source of this 1318-nucleotide messenger RNA. RefSeq names its product calcium/calmodulin-dependent protein kinase type 1B-like. The record is from RefSeq and is a predicted model, not a curated record. Gene Ontology annotation, cellular component: intracellular anatomical structure. Gene Ontology annotation, biological process: peptidyl-serine phosphorylation. Bases 1 to 1005 code for a protein of 334 amino acids. Gene Ontology annotation, molecular function: calcium/calmodulin-dependent protein kinase activity; calmodulin binding; ATP binding. NCBI's taxonomy places the organism in Eukaryota, Metazoa, Chordata, Actinopteri, Salmoniformes, Salmonidae. The transcript is spliced from 11 exons.
AUGCCUCUGGGGAAGGAAUUCAGGAAGAAAGCAGAGGACAUCACAGCAGUGUAUGAUCUGAGAGAGAAGAUAGGAGAGGGAUCAUUCUCCGUGGUGUACGUGGCUCAGCACCGCCGCUCCCUGAAACUUGUAGCAGUCAAGUGUAUCCACAAGAGGGCGCUAAAGGGCAAAGAAGGCAUGUUGGAGAAUGAGAUAGCAGUGCUACGCAGAAUCAACCAUCCCAACAUUGUGGCAUUGGAGGAGACCUUCGAGACAUCUACAAAGCUUUAUCUGGUUAUGACUCUUGUUACAGGAGGCGAGUUGCUGGACCGUAUUCUGGAGAAGGGGAGUUACACUGAGAGGGAUGCCAGCCGUGUCAUACAACAGGUUCUGGAGGCAGUCCAAUACCUCCACCAGCUGGGCAUCGUGCACAGGGACCUGAAGCCUGAGAACCUACUGUAUCAGACUCCGUCGGAAGAUUCCAAGAUUGUCAUCAGUGACUUUGGCCUGUCCAAGAUGGAGGAGCAGGGGGUGCUCACCACAGCAUGUGGAACCCCUGCUUAUGUGGCACCAGAGCUUCUGCAGCAGAAAUCAUAUGGCAAAGAAGUGGACCUAUGGGCUCUGGGGGUGAUCACCUAUAUACUACUCUGUGGCUACCCUCCGUUUUAUGACGAGAGUGAGUCACAUAUGUACAGGCAGAUCAUAAAGGCUGAAUAUGAGUUUGACUCCCCGUAUUGGGAUGAAAUCUCUAAUUCAGCAAAAGAUUUCAUUCCGCACAUGUUGCAGAAAGAACCAGAGAAGAGGUACAAUUGUGAGCAGGCCUUGAAGCAUCUUUGGAUAUCAGGAGGAGCCGCUCUGGAGAAGAACAUUCAUGGAUCCGUCAGUAAGCAGAUCCAGAAGAACUUUGCUAAGAGCCAGUGGAAGAGGGCAUUCAAUGCCACGAUGGUGGUGCGGCACCUCAGUAAGAAGAAUCUAGUAGUAGAGGAGGAGGCUAAGGAUAAGGCAGAGACCAAGGCUACACUGUAAGGUUGUGACCUUUAAUCCAUGGGUAGAAGAGAAAUUACCGAGAAGAAUCCUGUGACAGACCAGUCUGAGUGGUCAUUUCUGCUCUCAAGCGUCUCUGUAUGUGAUAAAAAGAAAAUACAGUGUGAAACUUUCUUUCUGCCAGCAGAGAGCACUCUUAAUCAAGCUUAAGUUCUUAUUUUUGUUGUCUGUCAUCUAAACAUUGCUCAGACUCUGGUUGGGCCCCAUACACUUCAGCAAUAAGACUAAUUUGACUCAUCAAGUGUAAUUUUGUUCAUAAAUCCAUAUAGGCUUAGUACCUGUUGACCAUGCAUGG